AUGUCAGACCAACUGGUUAUUGGUGGCACUGUAUUCCCCCACAAGGAAAUCCAUAAAUUCACAUGGACCUCUCCGAAUGGACAUACUCGCAACCAAAUCGACCACAUCUGCAUAAGUAGGAAAUGGAGACGCUCGAUGAUGGAUGUUAGGAAUAGGAGAAGCGCGACUAUCGACAGUGACCACGAGCUGAUAAUCGGAGAGCUUUUAAUCAAGCUCAGCCACACUGUCAACAGGACCACAAUAAGACCGCCUUCCAUUAACGUACAACGGCUGAGUGACUCCAACCUAUCCACCAGAAUGGCCACAACGUUGCGUGAACAGAUGACAACACAACCGUUGAAUCACUCAUGGGAACAAACAUGCAGUAUACUGAGGAGCACCGCGGAGGAGAUGCUUGGCACCCGACAACGCAGGCGCACGGAUUGGAUAUCAGCGCACACUUGGGAACUUAUCAGCAAACGGAACAGCCAAAAGUCGAAAGCAGAUCAUGACUGCAGAGCUCGCGACGAACACAAAGAGCUGUGCAAGAUGGUGAAGAAGUCAGCAAGAAACAACAAAAGAAAAUUUCUGGACAGGCUCGCUGAAAAUGCAGAAAGCGCAGCCAACUCGAACAAUAUCCGCUCACUGUACCAGAUAAUUAGUCAACUGACCGGAAGCUGCCAUAGGCGAACCCAACCAGUGCGGGACCCAGAUGGAAGACUCCUUACUGAUGAUGAGGCACAACUCCAGAGGUGGCCUUCUGGAGUGACAGAAGUGCUGUCACUUUAUGGAGAUCAGCUGCACAGAACAACCGAGCAGCACGCAAGAUAA
Drosophila bipectinata is the source of this 810-nucleotide messenger RNA. RefSeq lists its product as uncharacterized. NCBI's taxonomy places the organism in Eukaryota, Metazoa, Arthropoda, Insecta, Diptera, Drosophilidae. The record is from RefSeq and is a predicted model, not a curated record.